This is a messenger RNA of Oenanthe melanoleuca, 7772 nucleotides long. RefSeq names its product FERM and PDZ domain containing 3 (gene FRMPD3). Gene Ontology annotation, cellular component: cytoskeleton. The record is from RefSeq and is a predicted model, not a curated record. Lineage: Eukaryota; Metazoa; Chordata; Aves; Passeriformes; Muscicapidae. The transcript has 10 exons. The coding region runs from base 4 to 4710 and encodes 1568 amino acids.
GACAUGUUGAAGAAAGAAGCUCUUCUCCUCAUUCCCAACGUGCUGAAGGUUUUCCUGGAGAACGGGCAGAUCAAAUCCUUCACGUUCGAUGGCCGAACCACGGUGAAGGACGUGAUGGUGACCCUGCAGGACCGCCUGUCGCUGAGACACAUCGAGCACUUUGCCCUGGUCCUGGAGUAUUCCGGCUCAGAGCAGAGCCACCGCUUCCUGCUGCUCCAGGACAAGCAGCCACUGGCCCAUGUUGUGCAAAGAACACACUACCACGGCAUGAGAUGCCUCUUCCGUGUGAGCUUCUUCCCCAAGGACCCAGUGGAGCUGCUGCGCCGGGACCCUGCAGCUUUUGAGUACCUGUACAUCCAGAGCCGCAACGAUGUGAUCAGAGAGCGCUUCGGCACAGACCCCAAGCCAGAGAUGCUGCUGGGGCUGGCUGCCCUCCACAUCUACAUCACUGUCUCAGCCACCCGUCCCAGCCAGAAGGUCUCCCUCAAGAAUGUGGAGAAGGAGUGGGGCCUGGAGCCCUUCCUGCCCCCCUCGCUCCUGCAGCUCAUCAAAGAGAAGAGCCUCAGGAAAUCCCUCUCGCAGCAGCUCAAAGCCCACCAGCACCAGCCUGGUGGCACCAAGGUCUCCACAGCCCAGGCAAAGCUGCAGUACCUGAGGAUCCUGAACGAGCUGCCCACCUUCGCUGGGGUUCUCUUCAACACAGUGGGACUGGAUGAGAAGCAGCCAGCCACCACCCUGCUGGUGGGACCCCGGCACGGCAUCAGCCACGUCAUUGACCUGAAGACCAACCUCACCACGGUGCUGUCAGAGUUCAGCAAGGUCAGCAAGAUCCAGCUGUUCAGGGAGAACCAGGGCGUGGCCCGGGUGGAGACCAGCAUCCUGGAUGCCAAGCCGCUGGUGCUGCUGAUGGAGUGGCCUGAAGCCACCAACUUUGCCUGCCUCAUCGCGGGCUACUGCCGUCUCCUGGUGGACUCCAAGAAGAUGAUCCUGUCCAGGGCCCCCAGCCAGCCACCCCCUCCUCAGAUUAUCAAGGCAGAUUACAUCAACUCACACAACUUCCAGCGGCCUGCCACAGCAGGGCACGUGGGAAAGAAGGAGAAUGGGCUGGUGGGUGGCUCUGCCACUGUCCCCGGAGCAGCCGGGGCUUCUGCCACCAGGGCUUCGGACUCGGAGCUCAUCCGCUUCUGCUACCUGCACAUGCGAGAGCAGAGGAAGGAAAAAGAGAGCGGGACGGAUAUCAAUGAAAACCUGAUUUUUUUUGAGGAAACUCGUCCCAGGACCAAAUCUGACCCCACUUCCAAAAGCUCUGGCCAAGGCUACAACGGGGCAGCUAAGGAGUACGACCCGGCCGGCCUGGAGCAGGACGGGCACGGCAGCAGGGCCAGGGCGCACACCAUAGACACCCACCUGCGCAGCGACGCCUCCCACUCCUACUGCCAGUCCUGCCAGGCCAGGAUCAAGAGCAGGCUGGCCUCGGGCACGGCGGGCAAGCCUGGCACCCGUGACAACAUGGUGGACUUGAUGUCGCUUCCCCCGCCCGGGAACGACGAGGAAGAGGACGAGACGACGUCGCUGCUGCCCGCCAUCGCCGCCCCCCCUCCCGGCUUCCGAGACAACAGCUCGGACGAGGACGACCCGAAGCGCCGGGCGGCGCAGAGCCAGGAGCAGGGCCGGCAGCUCUGCGGGCUCCUGUACGACGAGAUCCCGGUCACGCUCAUCGACAGCGUGCAGCCGCGCACCGUCCGCGACCACGCCCAGGAGCUGGACGAUGCCCUGGUGUCCACCCUGCAGGCGCUGGAAGCCCUGGCUGCUUCGGAGGAUUGUCCACACCCCCCACCACAGCAGACAGCAGGUCUUAUUGUCCUGGCUGCCAUCACUCCUGAGUCAUCCUUGGACUCUGGCCACGAAACGAACUCCUCAGAGCUGACCGAUGUCUCGGAGAUGGUCUCUGCUAUGAAGCAGCAUCAGAACGCAGCCUACUUCCUCACCCAGCACAUCAACAAAGAAAACCUCCUGGCCAGGAAGGACUUGCCUUUCCGAAUCCAGAGCUGUGCUGCCCAGGCUGUCCUCACCUCCCCCUACCCCCUGAGCCGCCAGGACCCGAGCCCUUCACUGAAGCCAGCCUUCUCUGCCCAAAGUCCCAGCCUUACCAACUGCAAGAGCAAGCAGGAGCAGCAGCACGGGGAGCGGGGCUGCACCUCGGCUGCCCAGCCAGGGCUGACCCCCCAGCUUAGUGAGCAGAGCAAGGGGGCUUCAGUGCCAAGCUCUGAGUGCAAAGGUCACACAAAAGCUGCCUUUGAGGUAUCUCUGCAUGCCACAGCAGCCCCGAGCAGGGAGCAGGCACAGGAUGUACAAGAGAAGAUGUCCAAAGAGGUGCAGCCGAGCUCCAAGCUCCUCCUGGAUCACAAAAGCAGUGUAACUCCAGCCAUGGUUUCAGCUGCUCUGCAGCAGGUGGCAAAUGCAAAAGCCUCAGCUCCCCAAGUGGUAUCAGCCUUAAAAGAAGACCAGAACAUGAACGGUACCAGCAGCUGUGCACCAGCCAGCAGCAAGUCUUUGACACUUAAAGGAGGUCCACAAACUGCAGAGACAUUCUGCAACUGUCAGCAGCAGCAGCAGCUCUCUCCGCAGCAGCACUGUGAAGUUUCUCCAAGUCCUAAGGAGGCUCCUGGCAGUCAGGCUGAAGCUUUCCACCUUGCCUCAGCAGGUGAGGAAAUGAUGUCCAGUAAGACUUUUGCCUCUAAAAGCUACCAGCAAAAAGUGAGCAGAGAUGCUUCAGGAAAAGCUGCAGGCGGAGAGACAGGUCAGAAGGCAGGUGGGGAAGCCACAAGCCUCGUCUUGCAGAAACACACAGCUCCUUCAAACCAAGGACAGAAAAUACAACAGGAUAGCUCAGCCAAAAUCUUAAAAGCUGAGAGCAGCAACGUGCACUCUCCAUCGCCUGGUAGCACUUUCAGGAGCACCAGUGAGGAAGCCAAAGGGCCAAUCCAGCUGAUGCCCAGAUCCGAGAGCCUGCAGAUUAGCACUGUGCCUUCCAAAAAAGUAGAAAAAGUCCUGGAGGUAACCCAACAAGAUGCUGAUGUCCCAGCUAAACCCAAAGCCCCCAAAGCUCCCUUCAGGCUUAGGAACCUGUUCUCUGCAACAUUUCCCACGCGGCUGAAGAAGGAGACGGACGAGCGGCAGGCCCAGCUGCAGAAGGUGAAGCAGUAUGAGCUGGAAUUCCUUGAAGAGCUGCUCAAGCCAAAGAGCAAAGGUGACCUCCCACCACAGGAGUAUCUGCACCCACCUGCCCCUGGGCGCUGCAGCUGCCAGCUGAGGAGCAGUCCUGUGCAGAAAGUGCCAGGGAUGUCCAGGGAGCAGAGGCGUAGCUGUGACUGCAAGCGGAUUUGCAGGGGAAUGAGGCCACCCCCCAACCAGCUGGUGGUCCCAGAGCUGGAGAGGCGAGGCAGGGAUAAAGCUGCAGAUGACCAGAAGCAGGUAGAAGCCAUUAGGCUGACAAGCAUGAGCAGCCCUUCCAAAGGCAAACGGAUCCGAUCCACAAGUUUAGAGUCCAGAGACAACCGGUCAGAUCCAGAGAAUGACAUGUCCUGUUUGGCAACAUGCACCUCCCGAGGGGAGUGCAUGGGGGCACCCCAGUACAGGAAGCUCCUGCGUCGCUACAGUGUCAGUGAAAUAGAUAAGACUGAUAGGACAUCCUUGUCCUCUGAUGUCUACCAGAACAUCUACACAGCCAAGCAGAAAGGCCCCCAGAAAGAGCCUGAGCCCAGCAUCCUCUGUCCCGUUCUGAAGAGCAAAAUCCAGGAAGCCUCUGGCGUGUCUGACCCCUCCUACGUCCAGAUAGCACAGGACAAAAAGAACCAGAAGGGCCCAGCAGUGUUCUCUGUCCAGGAGGAGAUGUAUCCAAGUCCUGCUGAGCUGCGGGAUGAAGACAUGGAGGAUGAGAAGUGCUGCUCCAUCCGGUACUGCUUCUACUACAGGAAAUGCGAUGGUGCAGACGAUGGGAGCGAGAAGGAUGAGCUGUCCUACUCCAUCCCCAUGCAGAUACUCCCGGGAAUGAAGCUGGACAAUCAGAUGGUCCCAGUCAUGAGCAGGACUCUUCAGGUCCUAGACGCAACAGCCUGCAGCAGUCCCAACGAGAGCCAGACCCAGGAAAUAGAUUUAAGGACCUCCAGUUUUGAGGGGAGCUUGGCAAAGAUCAACACCCUUCGAGGCCACGCCUACAGCUUUCCCAACGGGUUCCUGCAGGUGCAGCUGGACACCAACGAGCUGCUGACCAUCCUGCGGCAGUGCGUGCUGAGCCCUGAGGUGCGGGACUGCAAACCCUACGUCUCCCAGCUGGCUGAGUACAAGCAGGAGCUGGCCCUCAAGUUCAAGGAGCUGCGGGCGUCGUGCCGCCGCGUGGCCGCCGUCGACAAGAGCCCCAGCCACAUGCUCUCGGCCAUCACGAGCAGCUUCCAGGUGCUGAGCAGCCUCAUCGAGACCUUCGUGAGGCUGGUGUACGUCGUGCGCUCCGAGUCCCAGCGCCAGGAGCUGCUGGCCAAGGUGGAGGAGGUGGUGAGGAACUACACCUUCCUCCUGAAGGCGGCCGAGGAGUCCACGGCCAGAACGCUGAGCCACCAGCAGGCCGUGGAGCAGCUCGCCCGCCAGUCAGCCACGGUGGCCACGGUGGUCAGCACCCUCACACGCUCCCUAAAGACGCUGAUCAACAAGUAAAGCCAGCUGUGGAGACCGACAGGCCGGUGUGUGCCAGGCCGUGCCCUCAAAUCUCCCAGGUCUGGUGAGGAUGCCGUGUCUGCAGGCCCAGCUCACCGGGGUUUGCCAUAGCCAGGACACUCUCUGAUCUCUGCAGAGCGGAUGGCUGUGUUGCUGAUGGCUUGGAAGGGUGAAUCCGUGCCCUGCCACAAUCUGUGCCAUUUCAGCUGGUCAGUGGGGCUCAAGCAGCUUCUCUGCUUGUUCUCCCAUGCUGGCUGGUUGGUGACAGUACUUGGGAGGGACAGGCACCCCAUCUCCUCACCAGUUUGGUUCCAUGGGGUUCUGGGCUUCUCUGCAAAGACCUUUGUCCCAGUUUGUGGUGGGCCAGUGAGUUAUCAGGAGCUGAGCUGGGAUCUGCUGGCUCCACUUGGGCAGUCUGGAGCCAAACCAGUAUCUUGCCACGUAAACAAAGCUUCUGCCUCCAGGAUCUUCCUGGCCACAAACACAACAUAAUUAGCAGCAGAAGGGAUCUCUGGGGUGCAAGUCCCUGCUGGUGUGCUAGGGCUUGGGAAGUAGUCCUGGCAUGGGCAGGUUGCCAUAAUCCUGGGGUAGAGCUAGGGCACCCUGCUGGGCUCUACUCUCACAGCUUAGGCCCCAGUGCUCUAGUCCUGGGCACUCCAGUCCUGAGUGCCAAAGGCAAGGGCUGCAUGCCUGCAGGUGGGGAGGACCCAGGGAGCUACAGCCCUGUCAGUUUUGAGAAGGUCAUGGAGCAGAGGAUCUGCCACCACAUGGCACAUCCAGGACAAGGGGAUCAGGCCCAGCCAGCACAGGGGACAGGCAGGUGCUGCUUCACCAGCCUGCUCUCCUUCUAUGGCAGGGUCACUGUGGGUGGAGGAAAGGCUGUGCAUGAUGUCUGCCUGGAUUUUAGUAAAGCCUUUGACACUGUGUUCCUCAGCACCCUCCUGGAGAAAUGGAUGGAUGGAGGGGCCCCAGAGAGUGGAGGGGAAUGGAGUUAAAUCCAGUGGUGUUCCCCAGGGCUCAGUGCUGGGGCCUGUUCUGUUUAGUAUCUUUUGAGGACACCCUCAGUCAGUCUGCAGAUGACACCAGUUUGGGUGGGAGUGUUGUCUGCUUGAGGGCAGGAAGGCUCUGCAGAGGGAUCUGGACAUUGUGUGAGGGUCAGCCAGGUCCUGCCCUGGGGUCACAACAACCCCUGCAGCUCCAGGCUGGGGCAGAGGGGCUGGAAAGUGCCUGGAGGGAAAGGCCCUGGGGGUGCUGGUGAACAGCAGCUGAACAUGAGCCAGGUGUGCCCAGGUAGGCAAGAGGACACUGGCACCUGGCCUGUCCCACCCAUGGAGUGACAGCAGGACCAGGACAGUGACAUCCCCCUGACUGGGCACUGGUGAGGCCACUCCUCAAAUCCUGUGUCCAGCUCUGGGCCCCUCACAACAAGAAAGAGGCUGAGGGGCUGGAGCAUGUCCAGAGAAGGGAACAGAGCUGGGAAGGGUCUGGAGCACAAGGCAGAUGGGGAGCAGCUGAGGGAGCUGGGGGAGCUCAGCCUGGAGAAAAGGAGGCUCAGGGGGCACCUUCUGGCUCUGCACAGCUCCUGACAGGAGGCAGCAGCCAGGUGGGGAUCGGUCUCUUCCCCCAGGUAGCAAGUGACAGGAUGAGAGGAAAAGGCUGGGGGAGGUUUAGAUUGGAUGUGAGAAAGAUUUCUUCACUGAUGGUAGUCAGGUUCUGGAACAGGCUGCCUAGGGAAGUGGUGGAGUCACCAUCCCUGGAGGUGUUUAAAAGACAUUAAGUUGUGGCAUUUGGGGACAUGAUUUAGUGGUGGAAUGGUUGGACUCAAUAAUCUUAGAGAUCUUUUCCAACCAGAACAUUUCGGUGUUCCUCUUCUGGAUGGUUGAAUCCAUGCUAGAGAUCCUGCAGGGAGCCCAGAUUGAUUGAUCUUUGACCACUGCAAGCCAGAAGGUGGGCUAGCAGCUGAGGGGAGACCACUGUCACACCAUUCUCCAGAGGUCAGGUUCAUGCCCCCAAGGCUCAGCCCAAACCCUCUCCUGCUUCUUUUCACUGUGACCAUCAGAGAGGAGCCCCAGAUCAGCUUUGACUGUGAGCCAGGCAGGGGCUGUCCUCCUUGCCAGGGUGUUGAGGUUCUUUUUCUGUCUUCACCUGAUUGCCAUAAGAAGCAUUAUUUAGUUCUGUGAGGUGGUUAUUUACUUGGAGUUAGGUUUUUUUGAUUGUUUUGGCGUUUUUGUUUUCACUUCUAGGUGAAUGGUAAAAUGGUUCCUAGUUGUGUUCCUUCCCACCCCAAGGCUCCCCUCUCCUCCUCCCAGUCUGGUAAUAGACAUAAUCACUGAGACAGCCUUAACUGGUGUUUCCCUACUGUCCAAAACAGAGCAAGGAGAGAAAUGCAAGGUCACACAUUGCAUUGCCCUCACACCCUGCUCCCGGUGCCUGUCCCAUCACCCCCUCUGGGCAGAGGUCACAGCUUUGGGCAGUUGUCCAGCCCAGCCAGCUCGCCCUGGCCCUGGGGAUGAUCAGGGAUCUCCGUGCGAGCAGUCGCUUCCCAUCUCUGUUAUUUUUGAUAAAUAUGCACAUUCAAAAUGUCUUGUUCUUCCAUAGGAGCUAUGGAAAUGCACAAAUGUGCUUUUAACAUGAGCAUCUUUGGAGUGCAAUAACCUCCCCUGGCCCAUGGCUCUCCUGGACUGGGGCUGUGGCUGUCAGCAAGGCAUGGAGGAUCCUGCUGUGGGGACAGCCUCCUGAUUUCAAGAACCAUGUAGCAAAUAUCCAGCUGAAGAGCCAACUGGGACUUCAGUCCAUGGUGGGCAAGGCCUGUUACAGUGCUGAAGGCUGACAGGGAGAUGUGUUUUCCUUUUCCCUGGGAAUUACCUGGUAUGAAACUGAGUUUCUUCAAAGCUCCCCAUUAUGCCUAUAUCAUUCCUCCAUAAAUCUCUCAGUCUAAUACAGAGGAAAAUUUUUUUAUUGUCUGUAUAUAGUAUAUAUAAAUGAAAAAAUAUAUAAGUUAUAUCUAUACACAAAUUUAUGUCUUGUUUUACAAACAAGAAAGAUUAAAUAUAUUAAUCUUA